AUGCUGCGUGAAAAGAGCGACGAGGCUGGCGGGCCCCCCAUGUCUGCGCUCUUUAACUUCAAGAGCCUCCUCACAGUGCUGCUCCUGCUCAUCUGCACGUGCGCCUACAUUCACGAGAAGAUGCCAUCCGUGCUCGACCGCAGAAAGACCGGCUUCCCUGGUCUCCUCUGGAAGUCCGCUCGUGUUGGUGAACGUCUCAGCCCAUAUGUUGCCCUUUCGUGCAUCGCGAUGGGCUUUGCCACCCUCUUCUGGGAUUAG
Molecule: messenger RNA, 258 nt
Organism: Fonticula alba
Lineage: Eukaryota; Rotosphaerida; Fonticulaceae
Exons: 4
Coding region: 1-258 (85 amino acids)
Biological process (GO): intracellular transport; protein secretion
Source: RefSeq, a predicted model, not a curated record